CCACGACCUCAGACAGUUACAGAGGUCAGAUCAUUCUUAGGAAUGUGCGGCUACUAUAGGAACUUCGUAAAAAUCUAUUCUACAGUCGCCUCCCUUUUGACUGAUCUAACUCGACUUGACACACCGUGGGACUGGAGUGAUGAGUACGAGGGUGUUUUCAAGAGAUUGAAGCAAUUCACUCAUGAAUCAUGAGGUCCUCAUGGUUCCCGAUCCUCAGAAGCCAUUCAUAGUGACCACUCACCCAAGCCAAUACGGCAUUGGCGCAGUGCUGGCUCAACAGGAUGGGAAGAAGUUGAGGCCGAUUGAGUACAUGAGCAAGAAAAUGCCAUCGAAGAAACUGGCAAAGUCCACCUAUGAGAGGGAACUCUAUGCUCUAUACAAAGCUCUUGUCCAUUGGAGACACUUCCUUUUGGGAAGGUUCUUCUACUUGAGGACCGAUCAUCAGACCCUCAAAUGGAUCAAGACUCAACCGGCUCUUUCCGAUGCACUCAAGCGAUGGAUUGAGGUCAUAGACCAAUAUGACUUCACGCUUGAGUAUCUGAAGGGAGAGUACAAUAAGGUUGCAGAUGCACUAUCCCGUAGAGCGGAUUACCUAGGUGCGCUAGUUUCUGACUUUGGCAUAUCUGACGAAGUAACUCAAUCGUUGGUGGGAGCCUAUCAGGAAGACCCUGUCACGAUGGACAUCAUCCGCAAACAUCAGGCAAAAGACAAGGCCACAGAGAGUGAGUUUGUGAUGGUGGACGGGCUUCUCUAUCUCGAUAAGGCCGGAAUAAAGAGACUAGUAGUUCCAUCUAGUGAACCUUUACGUAGUUUAUUCUUAGGAGAAUGCCUUGAUGCAACGGGGCACUUUGGCUACAAGAAGACGAGUGCGAACCUAGUACAGCGAUUUUGGUGGCCUGGGAUGUUUGACGACGUAAAGAAGUACGUAGAGACCUGUCAGGGGCCGGGUGCUGGAAACAAGAUGGCGCGAUGGUUGUCUCCCCCGACUUAUACCAGCGGUCCAGAGAUGCCAGUAGACGUAAAGGAUGGGGUGUCGGUCGUCCUCCCGGAAGAUGGGGCGUGGACGGACCUUGAACCAGCAUAUCAAACCGUAAUGUUGGAAGGGGAGGACGCGUUCCUAUGGAUAGAGACGGUACGGGCUAAUAUUAGCUUGACAAGGUUGUCGCGAAGUUUAAUGGAUUUGGAGUUCCGGGGAACAGUGGAAGCUCGGGGGUGGGUCUACUUGUCGCAAGAUGGGGAGAAUGCUAUGGUCGUAGAGUUGGCACUCGGGAAUGCGCCGGACGAGCUGUUUAGGAAGGCUAAAGCGGAAGUUGUGUGGGCCACGUGUCAGCGAAGGGAGAUGGAAAUGGAAAGGGUAGAUGUGCGGGUGGAACUUGGGGAUAGAGGAAGCAUGAGGCGACCCGUCAGAACCAUGCGAUGCGUGCUGCCUCCCUUCCUAGUGGAUGCGGUGUUUGGAACCCGGAGCCGACUGGCGCAAGUAUCCCGACAUGCCCUCCCUCCCCAGGAAGCUGUGGUUCCGCCAGGUGUAGCCAACCGGGGAUUCAGAUGGAGAGAUCCUGCUAACGAGCAAUGCAAGUACUGUACCGCGAUAGGACAUUAUGAGCGCGCGUGCCCAAAACUCAACCAUGAUAUUAUGAAAAGAAGAAGGUGUACCGGGUCAUUAAAAGGGGAGAUAUUUGGACCACAAGGGGAACGGGUGAACUGGAACUCGCCAGGAGGGAUGCGGCGAGCCAUUAUCAUGCUCAACGGGUUAGAAAUAACGGUCGUAGAAGCCGAACUGGUGGGCAAGAUCAUCUGGGAUCAACUCCGGGGGCGCGGACCGCAGGUCAACUUUAUUUUGGAAAACGACGGACGUGAUAGGGUGAACGCAACCACUCGACUGGGAACGGCUGGGAGAAGGAUUAACCGUGACACCAUUAUGGAGGAGGUCGCCGGAAGCUCCGAACCCCAGGCAGAGCCUGAGGCCGAGGAACCAGAGAAAGUCUAUGGGAAGCCUAGGGAAGAGGAGCCUGCGGACAAGGUUACCACCGCUAAGAAGAAGUUUUGGUAUCAAAUCCCGAUCUUAACCUUGCCUGAGCUCGACGACACCAUUAGCAAGUUACUAGGAACCAUGGUGUCGGUGUCCUUUCAGACCAUGCUGCAGGCUAGCCCUAGGUUGCUCAAAGGGCUCAGACAACUGUUGACUCGGAGGCGAGUAGAAAUACGCGACAACCCCGAAUUACCAGAAGGGGAGAGGGAGGAGGAAGCUCCGCAAGAAGUGGCUAACCUUCAGAGGAGUCACGGGGACUUGGAGGAUCUCGAAAAAGCCUUUGCAGACAUUCGUUUGAGCUUGCCCGACCAAGAGGGCGGCGAAGUCAUGAGAUCACCACCCGGGACAAAGCUUAGCUUUCAUGCGCUGCCCGUAGGGAAACUGAAAAUCCAGAUCGGGAGUCAUCAUACCGACGCAUUAGAAACCAGAUCUGGCAUAGACCGACAAGAUAUUACAGUGGCCGACACCACUGCGCACGACGACGGAGAUGGGUAUAGCCCCAUACAGACAGAAGACGAGGAGGGCGAGGAGAAGGAUGUGCGAGAAGUCAUAGAAAUCAGCAGCGGAAAUGAGAGGGAUGAGAUCUCGAGGCCUAGGGAAGAGGGGCGGCCUCCGAUGCACCAGCCGGGCGACGGGGCUUUCAGAUGGGAGGACGAGUUUGGGCCAACGCCCAGUCAUUGGUUUCAGCAAUGGACCAAUGUGAUCAGGCACGAAUGGAUUAUCAACGCUCGGGAACUCGCAAGAGCAGGGGUGGAAGCCACACCACUGGAUUUUUUUAACGAGGCAGAGUUACGGAAAAUUGUAAGGAUGGAAAGAGAAAUCGAGACCUUCGGCCUGGGGGUUAGACAGUCGGCUGAGGAACAGGGUGGACCAGGAAAUGGGCAAGUUGAGGCACAAGACAACAAUAGGCAUUAGAUGUUGAUUGAGAGUUGGGCAAGAAUCCUGUUUUUUUUUAUUAUUACAAAUCAUUGGGGCAAAAUGUGUAUAGUAUGAGUAAGCUUGCAAAGGAUGACUGAUGGAAGGGCCAGCUAAGACUGUGUCGUGAUAAGAUUAGAAGAUAGCAUAUUGAGGCUACUUUUGGAUAAGCUACCUUCGAAAGUGGGUACACAAGACAAGGACAUGGGGCAUGGGAUGAGACCAGUUGGGAAGGGUGUAUUGUGAAAUUUGGAUGGAAUGAGGAUUGUGCUUUUUGUCACGAUCCUGGCCAAUUUUGAAGUCCACAAUCAUCAGAAAGUACAAUGUUGUCCAAUUGCGAAAAGAAAUGAAUGAACUUGAGCCCAAUGC
Chara braunii is the source of this 3313-nucleotide messenger RNA. Lineage: Eukaryota; Viridiplantae; Streptophyta; Charophyceae; Charales; Characeae. The record is from the annotation of a GenBank genome assembly.